GGAUGAAAAGGCAAAUGUUAUCAUUCAAGAGCAGUAGGCUCUCUCUAGUUGUCAAGUGGGCCUGGAACUGGUGGUAGUGAGAAUCCAGGGGGAUGGUCUUAUCGCUCCCUUCCAGUCUUCUGCCUUCUUGAGAUGGCUCACUCAAUUCUUUAGUCUGUCUCUCAGCAGCAGCAUUGGGGUGGACCUUGGACACACAACCUCUCCCUCGACACUGAGUUCCUUGCGCUUGUCACCCCUGAAGACCUACCCAAUUGGCUGGCCCUGUUGGGUCCUUAUGCAGAUUGUGGUCUUUUCUGCUCUCACUGCUUUGGGGAGUGAUGCUAAGGCAGAGGACCGCCACACACCAGUUGAACAGCUGCCUGCCUCCGUGUGGCCCUGGCAGGAAGCCAUGACCUCCACCAGGUCUGAACCUCUGCAGGAAUCGCCAGAGGCUGAGGAUGGAAACAUCGAGUACAAAUUGAAGCUGGUGAAUCCAUCCCAGUACCGCUUCGAGCACCUGGUGACGCAAAUGAAGUGGCGGCUCCAGGAAGGCCGUGGUGAAGCUGUCUACCAGAUAGGGGUGGAGGACAACGGGCUGCUGGUGGGGCUGGCCGAGGAGGAGAUGCGGGCCUCCCUGAAAACUCUGCACCGGAUGGCAGAGAAGGUUGGGGCAGACAUCACUGUUCUCCGGGAGCGAGAAGUGGAUUAUGACAGUGACACGCCCCGGAAGAUCACCGAGGUGCUGGUUCGAAAGGUCCCAGACAACCAGCAGUUCCUAGACCUCCGUGUAGCCGUCCUGGGCAACGUGGACUCGGGGAAAUCAACCCUGCUUGGAGUCCUGACCCAGGGGGAGUUGGACAAUGGGCGGGGCCGGGCCCGGCUCAACCUUUUCCGCCACCUGCACGAGAUUCAGUCUGGCCGAACCUCUAGCAUCAGCUUCGAGAUCCUGGGCUUUAACAGCAAGGGUGAGGUGGUGAAUUACAGUGACUCCCGGACGGCAGAGGAAAUCUGCGAGAGCAGCUCCAAGAUGAUCACCUUCAUCGACCUGGCUGGCCACCACAAGUACCUCCACACCACCAUCUUUGGCCUCACCUCCUACUGUCCCGACUGCGCCCUACUCCUCGUCAGUGCCAACACAGGCAUCGCCGGCACCACGAGGGAACACCUGGGCUUGGCCCUAGCCCUGAAAGUACCCUUCUUCAUUGUGGUCAGCAAGGUGGACCUAUGUGCCAAGACCACAGUGGAGAGGACAGUUCGCCAGCUGGAGCGAGUCCUGAAGCAGCCAGGCUGCCACAAGGUCCCCAUGCUGGUCACCUCCGAGGAUGAUGCUGUUACUGCCGCUCAGCAGUUUGCCCAGUCACCCAACAUCACCCCCAUCUUCACACUGUCCAGUGUGUCUGGAGAGGGUUUGGACCUCCUUAAAGUCUUUCUGAACAUCCUUCCGCCCCUGACCAACAGCAAGGAGCAGGAGGAGCUCAUGCAGCAGCUGACAGAGUUCCAGGUGGAUGAAAUCUACACGGUGCCAGAGGUGGGGACUGUUGUUGGAGGGACACUUUCCAGUGGGAUUUGCCGUGAGGGCGACCAGCUGGUGGUGGGUCCCACCGACGAUGGCUGUUUCCUGGAACUGAGGGUGUGCAGCAUCCAGCGCAACCGCUCUGCCUGCCGGGUACUACGAGCUGGCCAGGCCGCCACACUGGCCCUCGGUGACUUCGACCGUGCGUUGCUCCGGAAGGGCAUGGUGAUGGUGAGCCCUGAGAUGAACCCCACCAUCUGCUCAGUGUUUGAGGCCGAGAUUGUCCUCCUCUUCCAUGCCACCACCUUCCGACGGGGAUUCCAGGUGACAGUACACGUGGGCAACGUCCGUCAGACGGCAGUGGUGGAAAAGAUCCAUGCCAAGGACAAGCUGCGGACGGGGGAGAAGGCAGUGGUACGGUUCCGCUUCCUGAAGCACCCAGAGUAUCUGAAGGUGGGCGCCAAACUGCUGUUCCGGGAAGGUGUCACCAAAGGCAUUGGUCAUGUCACAGACGUGCAGGCCAUUGCUGCAGGAGAAGCACAAGCCAGCCUGGGCUUCUGAACCCUCCAGACAGCGCCAGCACUCCCGCUGUCCCGACAAUACAUAAGGUGACUUCCGGCCCUGCUGCCCUUGGUUGGCGGCUGUGUGUGUUGUUAGGUGAGGGAGUCAGGGGUACUAUGCCAUCUGCUUCCUGCCUACCCUUUCUGGAGAGGUGCCAAUCUUGGUGCAGGAGUGGUCCUAAUGGAGAAGACCAAAACACAGGCAGUGCUCUAAAGCUGUGCACCCACCUGGCCAAUUCACCAGCCUGGCAAUGUUGUGGCCUGUCUGCCAGCAAGAGCCGAGCAGUCACCUUGACACUCCCACUGGGACUAGGUGACAAUGUCAAGUGUCGUCUCUGCACUCCAGGAAUCCUCACCACUGGGGUGGCCCCUGAAAGCACUCCCUGUUCUAUACCUCGUCUCAAGGCCAUGUUAAGUUGCCCAUCUCCGACUGACUGUGGACAAAGAUACCUGUUGCGGCCUGGCUGCCAGCCCAGGGGUCUGAAGAGAUGGCACUCAGUGCCAGUGUUCUGUUCCCGUGCUGAGGCCCCAGGCCGACUCAUCAGCUCCAUCCUCCUCUCCCUGACUCCAGGGCAUCUCCCACCUCCUCGCCUCACAAGCCCCACAGGUGCUAUCUGUUGUGCUGGCCCCGGAGUGGGGCUGCCAAGCUCAGGCCUGGCAUACCAAAGGUCAGCUGCACGUCUUUUAUCCCCACACACUCCUCCACAGCCAUUUGGUGGCUUCCAUGAGGGAUCUCACAGUAGGCACUCCUUGCCCAGCUGGUUGGCUGGGGACUGCCCCGUGGCUCCCUGUGCUGCACUCCACUCCCCCUCACCCCCAGCUUCCCUAGCUGCUGCGAGCCAGGAGGAAAGGGGAAGGCACGCUGUGGCCACGUUGGCUUCUCUUCAUGCCCACACCCAGCCUUCCCCUGUGGUAGCUUCCUGGGUUCCUGUGGACUCAGGGAUUUGUUGAGUUUUCUCUGCAUAUAUAUGUAUAUAGAUAUGUAUAUAUAUUUAAAUACACAUAUAUAUUGUACAGAAUAAAAGUGUUUUAUUGACUACA
Ochotona princeps (American pika) is the source of this 3093-nucleotide messenger RNA. It is a transcript of the gene GTPBP2, whose product is annotated as GTP binding protein 2. The record is from RefSeq and is a predicted model, not a curated record. NCBI's taxonomy places the organism in Eukaryota, Metazoa, Chordata, Mammalia, Lagomorpha, Ochotonidae. Gene Ontology annotation, biological process: translational elongation. The transcript is spliced from 12 exons. The coding region runs from base 275 to 2053 and encodes 592 amino acids. Gene Ontology annotation, molecular function: GTPase activity; GTP binding; translation elongation factor activity.